Molecule: messenger RNA, 414 nt
Organism: Endocarpon pusillum Z07020
Lineage: Eukaryota; Fungi; Ascomycota; Eurotiomycetes; Verrucariales; Verrucariaceae
Exons: 2
Coding region: 1-414 (137 amino acids)
Source: RefSeq, a predicted model, not a curated record
AUGGGCAUCCCUAGGUAUAGCGGCAGGCGGAAUGGUUAUCCAACAGAGCUAGACCCUGUGAUCGAAAGCUUUUCGCUAGCCCAUGUCAAAUCUGCACGAUACACUUCUCACAAACGUUUUGAGACAGUGAAGUGGUGCAAGCGCCUUGACAAGCCUGUUCCAAAGCACAUACUCUUUCCUCAAAUCGGAGGUCUGAUGACCGACAAUCAGAGAGAUCCGGGGAUCGAGCAGCAUCAGCGCUCUCAACGAUCUCACAUUACCUACGCUUACCGUGACAUGAUUAUGGAAACUUCGUUUAUGUGGAUAAUUCUUUCGGAGCAUAGACUGGACAGGGCUUGGAGGUUUAAUGCGCCUGCUGCAAGAUUUGGUGUCGAGGACUUCGCAGACAUAUCAGAUGCUCAGACUGCAUUGUAA